Messenger RNA from Penicillium taxi, 1299 nucleotides. RefSeq names its product putative trimethyllysine dioxygenase TmlH. The transcript is spliced from 7 exons. Gene Ontology annotation, cellular component: mitochondrion. NCBI's taxonomy places the organism in Eukaryota, Fungi, Ascomycota, Eurotiomycetes, Eurotiales, Aspergillaceae. The coding region runs from base 1 to 1299 and encodes 432 amino acids. Gene Ontology annotation, biological process: carnitine biosynthetic process. The record is from RefSeq and is a predicted model, not a curated record. Gene Ontology annotation, molecular function: iron ion binding; trimethyllysine dioxygenase activity.
AUGAAAGCUAACUAUGGGCUGAAGUGGAAGGCUCUGGCUUCGGUGAGUGCUCGUCAAAUACCCUGGAAGACAAGUGAAAUUAAGGAGCUGAUAAGAGCGGAUCGUUUUAGAGAUAACUGCCAAUGUUCCAAAUGUAUUCAUCCCGACACACUACAAAGAGCCAGUGACACAUUCUCAAUCCCAGAAGAUGUCAAAGUUGAAGACCUUCGCAUAUACCACGAUAGGAAGGUUGUGAUCAACUGUAAGUAUUUCACGAUAUAUGACUCAAUACCGCUUCUGACCGAUAUAUUAGGGAGUGAUGGUCACAAAGCUAUCUAUCCAUUAGGCUGGCUUGUUGCGCAUCGGCAGAACAAGAUAGCAGAAGCCAAACAAGGCCAUGAACCAAAAACAUACGAGCUCAAAGAUCUUCCAUCCAUAAACAGGAAAGGUACACUUUACAAGGCCGGAGAUCCAUAUCCUGAGGUCCUGUACGAAGAUGUUAUGUCAAAAGAUUCGUCUGUAUCAGAAUGGCUUGAGAAAAUCUAUGAUAUGGGCUUUUGCUUCGUUAAAGAUGUCCCAGUCAAUCCCAAGGCCACCAAAACUCUCAUAGAGAGAAUAGCGUUCAUCCGACAUACCCACUACGGCGGAUUUUGGGACUUCACAGCGGAUUUGAGCUUCAAGGAUACUGCGUAUACCAACGAGGCCCUCGGUGGCCAUACUGACAACACGUACUUCACCGACCCAGCUAGACUCCAACUCUUCCACAUUUUGUCUCACACUGACGGUGAUGGAGGGCAUAACCUACUAGUUGAUGCCUUUGAAGCAGCUCGUGUACUGCGUAGUGAGGAUCCAAAGCUAUUUCAAGCUCUAGUUUCAGAGAGACACCCGUUCCACGCAAGUGGAAACGAAGAUGUCUGCAUCCAACCAUCUGCCCGAGCUCCAGUUUUUAAUAUCCAUCCGGAUACGGGUUCUCUCUACCAAGUUCGCUGGAACAACUACGAUCGGGCCCCUAAGACUGACUGGGCAGUAGAAGAGCAGAAAGUCUGGUAUAAGGCAGCUCGGCGAUAUAACGAGAUUGUUAAUCAGCCGUCGAGUCAAAUUUGGACACAGCUGAAGCCAGGCAACGCCCUGAUUUUUGAUAACUGGAGAAUGUUGCAUGGUCGAUCCGAAUUUACUGGGAAGAGAAGGAUGUGCGGUGGUUAUGUAAAUAAUGAUGACUUUAUCUCACGGUUGCGACUCCUUAAGUACGGACGAGAGAAGGUAUUGAAAUACUUAGGCGUCGUUAGUGGUGAAGAGGGAAACCCAAAUUCAUUUUACUAG